UUCCUCAUUUCACAAUCUGUUCUCCCUCAUUUCAGCACGCAGCCCUUGUUCGCUCCAGAGAGAAGGUUGUAUCACCAUGGGGUCCAUCAAUGAAAGUAUCAACACAUUUUCUCUUAAAAUGUAUGAUGAAUUGGGCAGCUCAAGCAAUGCCAGAAACAUAAUCUUCUCACCCUUAAGCAUGACAUCAUCUUUGUCGAUGUUGCUGUUAGGCACCCAGGGAAACACCGCCUCUCAACUUACAAAAGUUCUCGGACUUCCUGAAACAGGAGACAACCGUCAAGCUGGAUGUAAAGGUGGACCAAAAGCUCAAGGUGUACAACUUGAGCAAAGAGUUCAGAGACAGAGGGCACCUCUGUGCGAUCAGUUUCCAGAUGUGCAUCAUAAGUUUCAAGCUCUCUUGUCUAAACUUACCUCUCUUACAAAAGAUGCAGAACUUAAAAUUGCCAAUGGAAUGUAUGCACAAAAACAAUUCCCAUUUCUGCAGCAAUACCUGACGUGUACCCAGUUGCUUUAUCAUGCCAAGCUGGAAUCUGUGGAUUUCCAAAAAGAGGAAACAAGAGAAGAUAUAAACCUAUGGGUGGAAUCUCAAACACAAGGUAAAAUCAAGGAAUUAUUUCCUGCAAACUCAAUUGACACUAAUACUUCAUUGAUUCUGGUGAAUGCAAUCUAUUUCAAGGGUCCAUGGAAGAACCCAUUUAAAGUGGAAGAUACAAACGAUGCACCCUUCUAUGUGAGCAAGGAUGUAGUGAAAAUGGUUCCAAUGAUGACCCAAACCACUAAGUGCAAUUUAGGAGUCCUAGAGGAACUGGGAGCCCAUAUUCUUGAGUUAUCAUAUGGAGAUGGUGGCUUGAGUAUGUUUAUACUUCUCACAGAUGAAAAAUUUGGUCUUGAAAAAGUUGAGCCCAAGUUAAGCUCUGAGUCUUUGGCCCUGUGGACAAGUUCUGAAAACAUGAUCAAUACAAAAGUUGAGAUCUACCUGCCACGUUUCAAACUCGAACAAAGCAUUGAUCUUGGCUCACAUCUAAUAAACAUGGGAAUGGUGGAUGCUUUUAGCCCAGAGAAGGCUAAUUUGUCUGGUAUUUCAGAUGUUGGCCUGUAUGUUUCAAAGGUGGUACACAAAGCUUUUGUUGAUGUUAAUGAAGAAGGCACUGAAGCAGCUGCUGCAACUGGCAUUGUCAUCGUUCCGAAAAUGCUUGUAUUCCCUCAUAAAUUCAAUGCAAACCACCCAUUUAUGUUUUUUAUUAAACACAAUGAGACUAACACCUUUCUCUUCCAUGGGAAGUUUUAUUCCCCAUAAGGGAAUUCUAAAUACUGAAAAGCAAAGCUAUCUCCACUAUCAUUUUUACAACGCUUGGCAUUUCUAAAUGUGGUUGCCAUAUUUCAAACCAGAAGAAACCAAGUAUAAUAUGUAGAAAACACGCUAACAUAACGCUUCCAGCUCUACGAUGCUUCAGUGUAGCGCCACACGUUUGGCAGUAACAGUACAACUGCAGCAAUAGCUGUUUACUAUGAUGUGCUCUAUAUUUUAGAGAUUAUUAUACCUUACACCAUAUUUUUAUUAAGCCUUACACACUUUGGAAACAUUUCUCCAGUCUCUGUAUUCAGAUUUACUCUGAUGCAAUUUUGCUUCAUAUUUGUUGCAUUACUUUGUUGAAGAAUAAAAUCUUGUCUUUUAAUCAGA
This is a messenger RNA of Spea bombifrons (plains spadefoot toad), 1681 nucleotides long. RefSeq names its product serpin B4-like. The coding region runs from base 77 to 1297 and encodes 406 amino acids. Gene Ontology annotation, molecular function: serine-type endopeptidase inhibitor activity. The record is from RefSeq and is a predicted model, not a curated record. Gene Ontology annotation, biological process: negative regulation of endopeptidase activity. The transcript has 8 exons. Lineage: Eukaryota; Metazoa; Chordata; Amphibia; Anura; Pelobatidae.